Molecule: messenger RNA, 462 nt
Organism: Phaeoacremonium minimum UCRPA7
Lineage: Eukaryota; Fungi; Ascomycota; Sordariomycetes; Togniniales; Togniniaceae
Exons: 2
Coding region: 1-462 (153 amino acids)
Source: RefSeq, a predicted model, not a curated record
AUGACUUUCCCAACAGCUACUAUUGCUGUAUUUAUCGCUUUGAUUAGUGGCUAUGCACUGUAUCACUCGCAAAGCUCUAUUCCGAAGCUCAAAAAGUACGAGGAGCGUGCAGAGAGGGCAGCCGAAUGGAGCAAAGCUGCCGAGAAACGACUCUGGGAUACGCGAUACACUGUUGGCACAGGCUUCGUAGCCACUCUAAUCUCACUAAUCAGUGCACUGGUCUACGCCUUCACCGUCCCCAAAGGCUUCAACCUCUACCGCAUUGCAUGGCCAGUCCUGUUAGCAGCUGGUCAGAAAUACGCUGCUCGCUACAUGGACAGCUUUUGGUCGGACAAGGCCAAAGUGCCUAUGCUGGAUGAUUACAACGAAGCAAUCUCGGAUAGCAGGAACGUUAUUGGCUUUUUGGACGUCCUGACUGUUGGCUGGGGGGUGAUUGCUGUCUUAAAGGCAGUUGGUCUUUAG